GUUUUCUGGACUGAUAGUCGCACGGCUGUGAUCCAUGUCUCCAGUUGUCAUCACACGGCACCGUCAUCGUCUUCCUUCUUCUCCUGUGUCGGCCAAAACCACAUUAAGCUACUGCUUAUAGAGAAGCUAAGAAUACAGUACAAAACUAUUCUGUGGAAUUGAAAGCAUCAUCAUUUAUGGCCAUGAACCAAGCGGCUGUGGUGAAGGUGGUUCUGGGGUUCAUGGCUCUGUGCUUGGCUGGCUACAUAUUGGGUCCUCCUCUCUACUGGCAUUUCAAGGAGGGCUUAGACGCCGUUAGUCACUCUUCCUCCGCUUGCUCUCCUUGCGUUUGUGAUUGCUCUUCUCAGCCUCUUCUCUCCAUCCCUCAAGGAUUGAGCAAUGCUUCCUUCGCAGAUUGUGCAAAGCGUGAUCCAGAGGUGAGUGAAGAUACAGAAAAGAACUUUGCAGAGCUACUGACAGAGGAACUGAAGCUGCGAGAGGCUGAAGCAUUAGAGAAUCAGCAGCGUGCUGACAUGGCUCUGCUUGAGGCUAAGAAGAUGACAUCCCAGUAUCAAAAGGAAGCAGACAAAUGCAAUUCUGGGAUGGAGACCUGUGAAGAAGCAAGGGAAAAAGCUGAAGCUGCAUUAGCAGCACAAAAGAAAUUGACAGCUAUGUGGGAGUCGAGAGCUCGUCAAAGAGGAUGGAAAGAAGGGAUUGCCAGGUCUCACUGACUCAGGGAAAAGUUGAGUCCUUGUAGUAUAUUCAUUGUGGCUUCAUAUAUAAAGAUAUUAUGUAUCCUAUGGUGCUCUGCUAUGCUAGUUAUGAUGAAAAUUCACAGAUCUCAUAGUGAAAUUGGCGUGGUACAAAAAUCUGAUUUACUUCUCAAUUUAGCAUUCAAGUAUAGAUAACUUUGUUGCUAGGAUGCCUUCUGAAGCAAAUAUGUUAAAAGGCCAAAUUUCUUAUGAUUUGCUACAAAUGUUUAGUGAUGUUUCUCUGGUAAAAUCUGGAAGUAGAAGGUGAUUUAUUUUUGUCAGAACUCAGAACGGACAAGAUACGUUAGUGAGCCAAGUAAUCAAGUUGUAUUUGAACAAAUUAAUUUCUUAUUAUUACUUAUUUUCCUAUCUCAUAUAAUGUGAAAUUCAUGUUUUUCAAUCUCCAAAA
This is a messenger RNA of Hevea brasiliensis (rubber tree), 1140 nucleotides long. RefSeq lists its product as uncharacterized. The record is from RefSeq and is a predicted model, not a curated record. NCBI's taxonomy places the organism in Eukaryota, Viridiplantae, Streptophyta, Magnoliopsida, Malpighiales, Euphorbiaceae. Bases 177 to 710 code for a protein of 177 amino acids. The transcript is spliced from 3 exons.